This is a messenger RNA of Hylaeus anthracinus, 5500 nucleotides long. RefSeq names its product fizzy-related protein homolog (gene fzr). NCBI's taxonomy places the organism in Eukaryota, Metazoa, Arthropoda, Insecta, Hymenoptera, Colletidae. The record is from RefSeq and is a predicted model, not a curated record. Gene Ontology annotation, cellular component: anaphase-promoting complex. Gene Ontology annotation, molecular function: anaphase-promoting complex binding; ubiquitin ligase activator activity; protein binding. Gene Ontology annotation, biological process: anaphase-promoting complex-dependent catabolic process; positive regulation of ubiquitin protein ligase activity; positive regulation of anaphase-promoting complex-dependent catabolic process. The transcript has 2 exons. Bases 227 to 1762 code for a protein of 511 amino acids.
GCUAUUGUCUAUGUUGUUUUUAAAGAAUACGUUGUAAAACAACAUUUCACUAUAGCUUAAUAAUUACGUCGCUAGAUGGGUGUCUAUUCCUGCUACGUGUGUCUUUAUGUAGACGUUUGACCAUCUGUUUCUAUAAUCAAUCCUUCAAACUGAGCAUUUCGAUUGGAGAAUCACGAUCAUCCAUUCUUACUAUUCCCGUAUCGAAAAUUUUCCAAGUUGACAUUGAAUGGCGACUGAACAAAGUAAUUUGUUUGAUCUUACUAAUGCAACGUUUAGUAAGAAAAAUGACAAUCAUAAAAAAAUGUUCCACCACGAAUAUGAGAAGCGGCUGUUGAAGUCGAGCAACGAGAGCCAUACGAAUAAUCUGGCAGGUCCCGGAUUACAUUCAUCAGCAUAUUUCUCGCCGACUAAAAUGAUGAAUAAUAGUUUCGAUCGAUUUAUACCAACAAGAUCCGGUAAUAAUUGGCAAACAACUUUUUCAAUGAUAUCUGAAAACAAUCGAAACGGCAUGGUUACAAAAAAAGCUCGCGAAAAUGGAGAAGGUAGCCGUGACGGUAUUGCUUAUUCAUGCCUUCUGAAGAAUGAACUGCUCGGAGCAAGCAUAGAAGAUGUAAAAGGACAGUGUGAAGAGCGAAGAGUACUAUCACCAUUGGUUACCAAGAAUCUCUUCAAGUAUACAACACCUACGAAAGAUCAUACACUACUUGAUCAAAGUUCACCAUAUUCUUUGUCACCGUUGAGUGCCAAAAGUCAAAAAAUUCUAAGGUCACCAAGGAAAGCAACAAGAAAGAUUUCAAGAAUACCGUUCAAAGUACUCGAUGCACCAGAAUUACAGGAUGACUUUUAUUUAAAUCUUGUCGAUUGGUCUUCACAAAAUGUUCUUAGUGUUGGGUUGGGUAGCUGUGUCUACUUAUGGUCUGCUUGCACCAGCCAAGUGACCAGACUAUGUGAUUUAUCCAGUGAUGGCAACAGUGUAACAUCAGUUGCUUGGAAUGAAAGAGGAAACUUAGUUGCAGUCGGGACACAUCUAGGCUAUAUUCAAGUGUGGGAUGUAGCUGUGAGUAAACAAGUAAGCAAGCUACAAGGACAUAGCGCGAGAGUUGGAGCAUUAGCUUGGAAUGGGGAAGUUUUAUCAUCUGGUAGCAGAGAUAGGUUAAUAUUGCAAAGAGAUGUUAGAACUCCUUGUGUUGUCAGUGAAAGACGUUUAGGAGCUCAUAGACAGGAAGUUUGUGGACUUAAAUGGUCUCCAGAUAAUCAAUAUUUAGCUUCUGGUGGUAAUGACAAUCGUCUUUAUGUGUGGAACUUACAUUCCCUUUCACCGAUACAAACUUAUACAGAACAUUUGGCAGCUGUUAAAGCUAUUGCAUGGUCUCCGCAUCACCAUGGUCUUUUGGCCUCUGGUGGUGGUACAGCAGAUAGAUGUAUCAGAUUUUGGAACACAUUGACUGGUCAACCAAUGCAAUGCGUUGACACCGGUUCCCAAGUUUGUAAUUUAGCAUGGAGUAAGCAUAGUUCAGAACUAGUCAGUACACAUGGCUAUUCUCAAAAUCAAAUUUUGGUUUGGAAGUAUCCAAGUUUAACACAAGUUGCGAAAUUAACAGGACAUUCUUAUAGGGUUUUAUAUUUAGCCAUGUCACCAGAUGGUGAAGCUAUUGUAACUGGUGCUGGUGAUGAAACUUUGCGUUUUUGGAAUGUGUUCAGUAAAACACACAGUCAAAAAGAAAAUAAGUCUGUACUGAAUCUCUUUACUAGUAUUCGAUAGAUUCAUAUAAAAAAAAAUAAUUAAUUUCAUGUAUAAUAUAUACAUACACACACGCGUGCGCGCAUGUGUGCAAACACAAAAUUGCACGAAUAUAGUAUUCUAAAAAAUUAUAAUGUGUACAACAUAGCUAUAAUAAUUUACAAAUAAGAAUAGAUUGUUGACACAUGUAGAUUAAGUUUAUACAUGCACAGCUUACAAUUAAUGGAAUCUUAUGUGCAAUAAGUUACUACUUGUAGAAAUCAAAUAUGCCCUUAUAAGGAAAUCUAAAGGCAAUGUCAUUUUUAUAUAUUUUUUAUAUAAAUAUUUUUAUAUACAAUGCAUUAAAAUUUCUUAAAUAAUUAUAAAACUUAAUAGAGUGUCUGAUCAAUGCAGUAUCUAUUUCUUAUAUGAAACAUAUAUCUUUUUAUAUUUUAUUUUAUUUUUUUUAAUAUAUCAUAUUAUUUCAAUUAUAAAAUUUACUGAUUUCACAUUUGUAUUUUCUUUAUUGCAACAAAAUUUAAAAUAUAUUGCAUAUUCAAUAGAUUACUUUAACAUACUAUUUAUCACAACAUUUCAUUCAAAGAAAAGUCUAAGAUUACAUAAAAUUUCAAAAAAAUAUAUUGGCAUUACAUAUUAAUGUUAUUUUGAUGUGCAAAACACAAUGCUGCAUAUAGGCUGCUUUGGAGUAUCUUUCACUCUGUCUCCAAUCACUAUAUUCAUCUAGCUAAUGCUAUUUAUGUAUGUAGGUGCCAUAUAAAAAUACAAUACAGUGUAUUCUGAUGUGCAAAGCCACAUAAAAGGAUUCACUCAUAGAUGUCACUAAUAUGAUUCCUUUCAAGGGCGUAUUAUUAUAUUUCUGUAAGACUUGGAAACAUUUAGUCCUUAACCAUUUGUAGGUUCAUUAAAUUUUGAAAUGAUUAUACAAAUCCACAAAGACUACUUCUUUAAGUCUUGCAAUCUUAUUAAAAUUAAUCAUAUAUAUCAUGUAUAUGAAAAAAAGGUUGCUUACAAAUCGAAAUACUUUCUUAUUAAUGAUUUGUUACUUAAUAUUUUGCAAUAAGCAAAAUGUACAAACAACUUGAAAUAUGACAUAAAAUAAAUUCACUUAUUUAUAUAGAAACAAAAAUAAUAUAUUGAAAUAUUUACCUAUAUGUUUUAAAAGAAAUUUAAAAACAUUUAAUUAAAAUACUAUAAAGAUUCUAGUGAGUUAGAAUCUAAAAUUUAUAUUGUAUAAUUUUCAAAGAUAUGUAUAAUCUAUUUUCCAAAACUUUAAGAGAUAGUUUGAAACAUAUGUAGAAGAAAUAAAUAUAUCCUGUAAUUAGACAGUGAGUUUUUAUAAGCGAGUUAUGCUACAUGAUAUAAUUAUGUAUUAUAUUUCAUAUAAUAGUAUAUACGAAAUUAAUGCACGUAAUAUGAGCAAUUCUAAAUACUAUUAAUACCUUCUUUUUAGAUGUUACUAUGACAGAUUUACAUUUUAAUGUCAUAAUAAUAUUGAAAUAGAAGAUAUGAAUAGUUAUAACUAAUAUUCUAUAGAAAAUCACUGUAGAAGUAAAAAGUUUAGCUAAAGUCUAUGUUUGGACUAAUUGCACUUAGUUUGUAGAACUAAGUUUAAUAUAUAUUAUAAAGUGCACCAUUGUACAUUUCUAUGUUGCAUCUGUUACACUUUUAGGUAUAUUUUAACAAUAUCUAUGGUAUUUGAUUAAUAUUGAUCAUUGUGAACAUAUUAAAAUUCUACAUUUAUGAUUUUCAUAGAAUGCAAUAUGUUAAAGUAUAUCUCUGAAGUUUUGAAAAGUACUAUUAUUGUACUAAUAUUUAAAAAAUGCACAAUAUCAAUAAGACUGCUUUGUUAUAUUGAUACACACUAAUAAUUCUGAAUUAUAAAAGAUAUGAGUCAUUUUUGUUAUAGUAAUGUAGAGCCAAAUUUUUGUAUUUCAUAGUAUUUAAGAAUUACAUUUCACCAUAGAAAAAAUAUUGAUAAAAGUUUAUAUGCUCGUUUUAAUUGUUUUUAAAUUUGCAUAUAUUACUCUCAAAAAAAUUAAUCCAUAGACAGACUAUAAAGCACAGAAAAAAUUGUUUACGUGCCAUUUGGUUUUAAAUGUAAAAUAAAAAAAAAUUUAAUAUUGAUAUUGAAUGCAAUAUAAAAAUUUGGAUUAUUCUUUUGUUUCUUUUAUAUGAAUUUAAAUUUCUAAAAGAAAGUGGCUCAACAAAAUCUUUAUAAGUAUUCAUAUGUGUAUGUGUAUAUAUAUGUAUUGUAUAUGAAAGUAACUAUAUAUGUAUAUACAUACAUAUAUAGAAAAUAUAUAUCGGUGUAUACAAAUAAAUAUUUUAUUAUGCAUACUAAAAAAUAUAUAGAAGUAAAACCUUCCCAACAAAUUCUUAUUUCAAAUUCGGAAAUAAACGAAUAACUUCAUAAUUUUGUUUAUUUAAAAUUUAAUAAGAAAUUGUUUUCAUAUUCACAUUCAUAAUACAUGUCCUUUCAUUAGAUUUGAUUUUUCACAAUAAAGUAACUAAUUUUUUUCUAAUUUAUGUAUUAUUUAUGUACAAUUUAUGAAAUCAAUUUUGUAAUAAAAUGACCUAUGUGUAACUUUCGUGCAUGUAGGUUCAAGUCAUAUAUCUGUAACCUUAAGAGAAAUCAUAUUAAGUACAAAGUUUGAAAAUUUUGUUUAAAUAUGUUAAAUCAAUUAACAAAUGUUAAAUUUCUAAUGUAAACUAUUCUAAUAUUUAGAAUUUCCAAAAUUUAAACUUAAAAUAGUGUGUUUAGAUGGCUUUAAAUCUAAGUUAGUAAGGCAAUAUUAUAAUGAUAAAUUAGAUGUAUGUGAUCUGAAAUAAUGUAGCUUGAAUUUUAAGGAGAAAGGGAUUAUUUUCUCAACUGUCUAUUAACUAGCAAAUUGUAUAAUAAUAAUAUACUGAAAUAAUUAUCACAAAUGUACACUGUAAAACAAAAAUGACUCAUUGGCUCUCUCUAGGAGUUAUUUUUCCUGCUGCUUAUCUUACAAUAUAAAUUGUAAUAUACUGAAUUAUUAAACUUGUGAAAUGUUAUUCAUAUAUUUAGGCAAUAACUCUUUAUUAAUUUAGGUGGAAUAAAUUCUGAGUAAAAUGACGUUUUGGAGUAUAUGGAAUUAUGUAUAGCUAUGAAGAAUAUAAUAUAAUAUUCAAACUGAUGUAGUUGCAAUUUAAAGCUCUGAAAUGUAAGUAAAAAUAUAUUUUAUAAGAAGUAAAUAUAUCUAAUAUAGUUGAUAGUGCUUUUGAUUUAUCAAACAAUAAUUUUAUAUUCCAAUCUUUGUAAUAUACACUGCCCCAGAGGAAUAAGCAGUACCGUAAUUAUUAAAAAUUAUAGUUUAUUAUUCAUAACAUUCAUUGCACUCAUAUUUUGCUAAAUAUAAAAACAAGAAUACUAGUUAGUGGCAGCGACCGAAAUAAUUAAUCAUAUAUAUUCACAUUUUUUUAAUUUUUUCAGCAUACUCAUAUAAUUUGACAUAAUAAUUCAAUUACUAAUUGUUGAUUUCUACGCUAAUAAUUGAUGAUAUUAAGUUUUUUAAAUAAAUAAAAAUACCGAAAACUGUAGCGCUAUCUCUUGACGAACCUCUCAAGUUUGUGGUGAAAUAGUUUCCGCCCAGCGUCGCUAAAUGUCGCCACAAACAUGAAAAUAUUCAAAACAUAAAUUCUCUGCAUAUAAAUGUAAUUUUAUAUUUUAACUACCAUAAUUUAACUACUCAUUGUCGAUUAGUACACUAAUAAUUGUCUAAUGCCUAGUUUUUU